Urocitellus parryii (Arctic ground squirrel) is the source of this 780-nucleotide messenger RNA. It is a transcript of the gene Wfdc8, whose product is annotated as WAP four-disulfide core domain 8. Gene Ontology annotation, molecular function: serine-type endopeptidase inhibitor activity. NCBI's taxonomy places the organism in Eukaryota, Metazoa, Chordata, Mammalia, Rodentia, Sciuridae. The record is from RefSeq and is a predicted model, not a curated record. Gene Ontology annotation, cellular component: extracellular region.
AUGAGGAGAGGUUCCCCAAGAAUCAGUCUGCCCAAGACGGAGCAGGCUGAAGAGGUACCAAUGUGUAGGAGCAACCCAACGUGGCUGUCGGAGCCCAGCUCCUCCUUCCCUUGGAGGAAUGUAGCUCUCCUGCUGCUUCUCCCUCUCUCUUUGGAGCAGACUUCUGCAUSGCAGUCCAACAAGAUCAAAGUGAAACCUGGAGAGUGCCCCAGAGAGCGGCUCUUCUGUGACGUCAUGAGGCCGGAUUUAUGCAAAUCGGAUUUCAACUGCCCAGAUUACAUGAAGUGCUGCACUUUCGCCUGUGGGAAGAAGUGCAUGGAUCCAUAUGAAGAACCCUGCAUGCUACCCUUUAAAGAAGGAGACUGCAAGAUGAGACUGCAGCGUUGGUAUUAUGACUUUAAAAAACAGCAGUGUAGAACCUUUAUCUAUCAUGGCUGCCAAGGGAACGCCAACAGCUUCCUCAGGCUGGAUGACUGCAAGAAGGCCUGCAUGUUAAUUGUCAAGAAAGGACAGUGCCCACUCUUCCCUUACACCUCUCGAAUGGAGUGUCCAAAGCCAUGUAAGAAUGACAUGGACUGCCUGAUGACAGAAAAAUGCUGUGACUCCAGGUGUGGUUUUGUUUGUGCCAACCUCUGGCAAGUCAAACCAGGUUUUUGCCCACGUAUGCCUCAGAUGUGUAAAAAGAUUAGUAAACCAAUGUGCCUUCAGGAUAGCGAUUGUCCAGAGGGGGAGAAGUGCUGUUCACGCUGUGGACUGAUGUGCUUGGCACCCCUGAAAUGA